Messenger RNA from Hibiscus syriacus, 1215 nucleotides. Its product is annotated as E3 ubiquitin-protein ligase ATL31-like. The transcript has a single exon. NCBI's taxonomy places the organism in Eukaryota, Viridiplantae, Streptophyta, Magnoliopsida, Malvales, Malvaceae. Bases 66 to 1139 code for a protein of 357 amino acids. The record is from RefSeq and is a predicted model, not a curated record.
UAAAGUGUUUCAACUUCAACUCACUCGCCGUUUCUAUUUCCAAAAUCUCGAUUCUUCUGCUCCUCAUGUUCAAUCUCUGCCGUUGGGUUUUUUUCUACAUACUGACCGUCGUCGUUGUGACGGGGCAGCCUACGCCUACAGCUCCACCAAGGGCUGACCCCUACGGUCUUUACAAUCAUUUCGAUCCCUCCAUGGUCAUAGUUGUUAUGGUCCUCGUCGGCGUUUUCUUCUUGCUCGGCUUCCUCUCCGUUUACAUCCGUCAUUGUAACGAAGCUCAGGCUAUGGCCAUCGCGUCCGCCGCCGCUGCAGCUUCCUCUUCUCAAAUGUUCCGGCCGAAAGGUCUGGAUCCGGAGGUGAUCGAGAGUUUCCCCAUUUUUGUAUAUUCUUAUGUGAAAGACCUUCAACUUGGGAAAGCGGCGCUGGAAUGCGCGGUUUGUUUGAGUGAGUUCCAAGACGAGGAAAUUCUGCGUUUAAUUCCGAAAUGUUGUCACGUGUUUCAUCCUGAUUGUAUCGAUGCUUGGUUGGCUUAUCACGUGACCUGUCCGGUUUGUAGAGCUAAACUCACUCCCGAUUCCGAUACCAACGCCGAACCAGUCGAGUCAUGCUCCAAUAUCACUGAGUUGAACUCGAACAAUAACAGCAACAGCAACUCGAGUCCUCCGACAACACCACGAGCUGAAGAAGAAAAUGAGUUGGUCAUUCAAAUCAAUGAAAUCAGGCCUAAAAUAACGGGUAAGUUUCCACGUUCUAACUCGACGGGUCACUCACUGAUUCAAGCUGGUGAGAACACGGAAAGGUUCACGUUAAGGUUGCCAGAGGAAAUCAGGAAGCAAAUUGCGAAAAGCGGAAGGUUGAAGCGUACGAGGAGUUACGACGUCGUAUUGGGAAUGGAAUGUAGUUCGAAGAAUGGGGAAGGAAGUAGUAGGGUGAAAAGUAUCACAGACCGCUGGGUGUUUUCAGUAACUCCGCCGUUUGUUUCGAAGAUGCGUCCGAUUAAGUCUCCAAAAGGUGGCGGCGACGGAGGAGAUGGGUCUAAUUCAUGGCGAGGGUUAACGGCCGUUAAAGAGAAACUAAAUUGUCUCAACUUGAAAGUGGAGCAAGUUGACAAAGAAGAUUCCUCGUCGCACUCUCCGGUUUAGUUGUCUUUAAGAAUUCGGUUACGGUAUAUUAAAUUUGUAAUUAGAGUAGAACUUGGGUUUACUUAAUUGUGGUUGU